UGUCCUGAUAUGUCCUUGGAAGAUCCAUACCAUAACCCGGAGGCGCAAGCGCUUUGGAGUCUGUUAAUGAAGCAAACGCUUUUUGUUUACUUGUGUUGUCAAACACCCUCCUCCAUCUUACAGUGAUUUGAUUUUUGGUGCUUUGGGUGCUUCGCAAUAAGCAGAAAGUCGUAGUGGAUUAGGUGAAGGUUUUCUUUUAAGCAAUGGAUGAUCCCGGAAGGAUGAUGGGACACACCGGGGCUGGUUUGAUGCCACCGCAGCCCUAUGGAAUGAACCCAGGGGAAGCCCCAGCGGGGGGCGACUCCGAGCCCCGAAAGCAAGAUAUCGGAGAGAUUCUUCAGCAGAUUAUGAACAUCACUGACCAAAGUCUGGACGAAGCACAGGCCCGUAAGCACACACUAAAUUGCCAUCGGAUGAAGCCCGCACUUUUUUCUGUGCUCUGUGAGAUCAAGGAGAAGACCGUUCUCUCGUUGCGCAACACACAAGAAGAGGAACCGCCAGAUCCGCAACUGAUGAGACUGGAUAACAUGCUCAUAGCUGAAGGUGUUGCUGGUCCAGAGAAAGGAGGAGGUGCAGGAGCUGCAGCGUCUGGUUCUGCAGCAGCUCAAGCUGGUCAGCCUGACAAUGCCAUUGAGCAUUCUGAUUACAGAGCCAAACUAGCACAAAUUCGCCAAAUCUACCAUCAGGAGCUUGAGAAAUAUGAGCAAGCUUGCAAUGAGUUCACUACUCACGUCAUGAAUCUCCUACGAGAGCAAUCUCGUACGCGGCCAAUUACGCCUAAGGAAAUUGAAAGGAUGGUGCAAAUUAUCCAUAAGAAAUUUAGCUCAAUUCAGAUGCAGCUUAAACAGUCCACAUGUGAAGCAGUUAUGAUACUCAGGUCACGCUUCUUGGAUGCCAGAAGGAAAAGAAGAAACUUUAGCAAACAAGCAUCGGAGAUAUUGAAUGAGUAUUUUUACUCACACCUAUCUAAUCCUUAUCCUAGUGAAGAAGCAAAGGAGGAGCUGGCUAGGAAAUGUGGUAUCACUGUAAGUCAAGUCUCGAAUUGGUUUGGAAACAAGCGCAUCAGGUAUAAGAAGAAUAUUGGAAAGGCUCAAGAGGAAGCUAACUUGUAUGCAGCAAAGAAAGCAGCUGGGGCUUCUCCAUACAGUGGUACCCCAACGCCUAUGAUGUCACCAGCACCCCCACAGGACUCAAUGGGUUACUCAAUGGGAUCUGCAUAUGAAAGCUCAGCAUAUGAUGCUAGCAGCUGUGGAUAUGACCCAAUGCAUCAACAAGAAUUAUCACCCUAAAUGAAAACAAAAGAGUUUGAAACUCUUGCUUUUGCUAACAACUAAAUACACAUGUAUACUGUUUAAUGUAUACCAUAAUUAUGUAUACUAAUAUUAAUUUUUAUUGUGCAUUAUCUGCUCUGAAAGCUCAGUGGAUCAAUCAGUUCUAAAACAUAAAAAAUUAUAUAUUUCUUCUAAAGAUAUAUCCAUUGAUGCUCUUAGGCAGCUCUUCAUUAUUAUUUUUUUAAGAUUUUUAACUUAAGUUUUAUGUUGUGAUAAGGAGUGGCUAGUAAUAAAUAGACUUCAUACAUA
Nicrophorus vespilloides is the source of this 1580-nucleotide messenger RNA. RefSeq names its product homeobox protein extradenticle-like (gene exd). Gene Ontology annotation, biological process: animal organ morphogenesis; neuron development; embryonic organ development. The coding region runs from base 204 to 1289 and encodes 361 amino acids. The transcript has a single exon. NCBI's taxonomy places the organism in Eukaryota, Metazoa, Arthropoda, Insecta, Coleoptera, Silphidae. The record is from RefSeq and is a predicted model, not a curated record. Gene Ontology annotation, cellular component: nucleus. Gene Ontology annotation, molecular function: RNA polymerase II cis-regulatory region sequence-specific DNA binding; DNA-binding transcription factor activity, RNA polymerase II-specific.